Molecule: messenger RNA, 2811 nt
Organism: Osmia bicornis bicornis
Lineage: Eukaryota; Metazoa; Arthropoda; Insecta; Hymenoptera; Megachilidae
Gene: Hsp90
Product: heat shock protein 83-like
Exons: 3
Coding region: 179-2347 (722 amino acids)
Biological process (GO): protein stabilization; protein folding; cellular response to heat
Cellular component (GO): plasma membrane; protein-containing complex; cytosol
Molecular function (GO): ATP binding; ATP-dependent protein folding chaperone; ATP hydrolysis activity
Source: RefSeq, a predicted model, not a curated record
AUUCAAUACUCUGAAAAGUGACGGGGAGAGAGACUGAUCGCUCGAAGCGAACGCAAAACUGCAAUUCCUCUGCGAAUAAUACAUAAAACGUGUUCUGAUCGUUUGUGCAAAGGCUACUAUUUUAUUUCUUGUGCAUCAGUAUUAUUUAUAUAAUUAUACGUAAUUAAAAACAGCGAAGAUGCCGGACGACGUGACGAUGUCUGAAGCCGGUGAAGUUGAAACCUUCGCGUUUCAGGCCGAAAUUGCUCAAUUGAUGAGCUUAAUUAUUAACACCUUCUAUUCUAACAAAGAAAUUUUCAUCCGAGAAUUGAUAUCCAACGCAUCUGAUGCCUUGGACAAAAUUCGUUAUGAAUCUCUCACUGAUCCAUCAAAAUUGGAUACCUGCAAGGAGUUGUUCAUCAAGAUUAUUCCAAACAAAAAUGACCGUACCUUGACCAUCAUGGAUUCUGGUAUCGGUAUGACAAAGGCUGAUCUUGUUAACAACUUGGGUACUAUUGCCAAGUCAGGCACAAAGGCUUUUAUGGAAGCUCUUCAAGCUGGUGCGGACAUCUCUAUGAUUGGUCAGUUUGGUGUGGGUUUCUAUUCUGCUUACCUGGUUGCUGACAAGGUUGUUGUAAUUUCGAAACACAACGAUGAUGAACAAUAUGUGUGGGAAUCUUCUGCUGGUGGAUCCUUCACUGUUCGUCCUGAUAAUGGAGAAAGAAUUGGAAGAGGCACUAAAAUCAUCUUGCACAUCAAGGAAGAUCAAACCGAAUAUCUGGAGGAAUCAAAGAUUAAGGAAAUUGUUAAGAAACACUCCCAAUUCAUUGGUUAUCCGAUUAAGUUAGUUGUUGAAAAAGAGAGAGACAAGGAGCUAAGUGAAGAUGAAGAAGAGGAGCCAGCAAAGGAAGGAGAGACUGAAGAUGAAAAACCGAAAAUUGAAGAUGUUGGAGAAGAUGAGGAUGAGGAUAAACCGAAGGAUGAAAAGAAAAAGAAAAAGAAGACAAUCAAGGAGAAAUACACAGAGGAUGAAGAACUUAACAAAACAAAACCAAUUUGGACAAGAAAUCCAGAUGAUAUUACGCAAGAAGAAUACGGCGAAUUCUACAAAAGCUUGACCAAUGAUUGGGAGGAUCAUUUGGCUGUGAAACACUUUUCGGUAGAGGGUCAGUUGGAAUUCCGGGCAUUACUCUUCAUCCCACGACGAGCGCCGUUCGAUCUCUUUGAAAAUAAGAAGAGGAAAAACAACAUUAAAUUAUAUGUCCGUAGAGUCUUCAUUAUGGACAACUGUGAAGACCUUAUUCCAGAAUACCUUAACUUCAUUAAGGGUGUUGUAGACAGUGAAGAUCUUCCAUUGAACAUUUCUCGUGAAAUGUUGCAACAGAACAAGAUUCUCAAAGUUAUCAGGAAGAACCUUGUGAAAAAAUGUUUGGAACUCUUUGAAGAAUUAGCUGAGGAUAAAGAAAAUUAUAAGAAAUGCUAUGAACAGUUUAGCAAGAAUUUGAAAUUAGGUAUUCACGAAGAUAGCCAAAAUAGAAAGAAACUUGCAGAACUGCUGAGAUACCACACGUCUGCCUCUGGGGAUGAAAUGUGUUCACUGAAAGACUAUGUUGGUAGAAUGAAAGAAAAUCAGAAACACAUCUACUAUAUCACUGGUGAAAGCAAGGAGCAAGUAGCAAACAGUUCAUUUGUUGAGAGGGUUAAAAAGCGUGGUUUCGAAGUUAUAUAUAUGACAGAACCUAUCGAUGAAUAUGUUGUACAGCAGCUAAAGGAAUUCGAUGGGAAACAGCUAGUGUCUGUAACCAAAGAAGGUUUGGAGCUUCCAGAAGAUGAAGAAGAUAAGAAGAAACGCGAGGCUGACAAAGUCAAGUUCGAAAAUCUCUGCAAAGUUAUGAAGGACAUUUUGGACAAGAAAGUAGAAAAAGUUGUUGUAUCUAACAGGUUAGUUGAUUCUCCCUGCUGUAUAGUCACAUCACAGUACGGAUGGACUGCAAAUAUGGAAAGGAUCAUGAAGGCACAAGCUCUUAGAGACACGUCAACUAUGGGAUACAUGGCUGCCAAGAAACACUUAGAAAUUAACCCAGAUCAUCCAAUCAUGGAGAACUUGAGACAAAAGGCUGAAGCAGACAAACAUGACAAAUCUGUAAAAGAUCUAGUCAUGCUUCUCUUUGAAACUGCACUCUUAUCUUCUGGUUUUGCUCUUGAAGACCCUCAAGUACAUGCUUCCAGAAUAUACAGGAUGAUCAAACUUGGUCUUGGUUUCGACGAAGAAGAAGCGCCACCAGUAGAAGAUGAGAAAAUGGACACAGAAGUUCCUCCCCUAGAAGGUGAUGCAGAAGAAGCAUCCAGGAUGGAAGAAGUAGAUUAAGAUCUUUCACUAUUUAAGACUAUUUAAUUAAAUCCAAAGACUUCUAGGAUGUAGAAAGACUGUUACAGAUUAAUUCUACUUAAGUAUUCAAUCUUAAUUUUUUUUUGUGUUUUGUUUUUUCUGUAUGUGACAGAAUGGAGUGCCAUGCUUAAGUAUUACAUAGUAUAACUCUGUAAAUUAAUAUUUCCGUAUUUAUUUGAUAAAUAUUGAAGUAAACGCGUGAGCUCGGUGCAUUCCAUGAAUAUUGCACUUUAUAAAUUGAGCCUGCCACUUGAUUCUGUCCUCAAAUUCUUUUUUUUAUAAUACAUCAUUUUCACAUGACUGCAACAAUCAUCCUGAGUUUUUUUGUAUAUUUUCAUUUCUCACUUUCAUCAUUCCAUUGUGAAAUUGUCAUGUUGUCGAAUAACAUCAAAAUCGUUGUAAACAGUUUUGUGCGCAAUAAAAAUGACCUUAACAUAUUUAAA